UGGAUUAUCCAGUUGAGACAUCAGCAGUCCUCUGAGACAAGAGAGCUCACUGCUCCAUAGAAUCAAAGCUAAACAAUCAAGGAGAAAACUCUUGUCUAAUCAUGAACGGCAAACUGGUGACUGUCCUGGCUCUUCUCCUCAUCUCAGCAGCUGUGUCUCAAGGCAGGGCCCUGGCAAGGAUGGGAAAUGAGCUCCGGUGCCAGUGCAUAACCACUCAUUCGAAGUUCAUCCACCCUAAAUCCAUUCAAGAUGUAAAGCUGACGCAAAGUGGACCUCACUGCAAGAACGUGGAAGUCAUAGCUACUCUGAAGGAUGGCAGAGAAGUUUGUCUGGAGCCCACCGCUCCCUGGGUUCAGCUGAUUAUAAAGGCAAUUUUGGCCAAGGCUCAAUCCAACACUGAUUUGCCACUCUAAGAAAAGUCAAGACAGAAGAAUCUCAGAACUGCUCCCACUCCUCCACUGAGAGAAACAUCUUGGGGAAAGCAUCAAUCAACUCUCAGGUGGUGUACCACCUACCACCUCCUGCCUCGCUGUUAUUAAGUGAACUGUAGACCACUGUAUCCACUUAUUUAUUUAUUUAUUUAUUUAACUGCAUCUAUUUAAGGAAGUCUUUCAGAAUGUUCAAUGCUGUUCCCUGAAAGUGAAGACACUGGAUAAGAAAAGUGGUUUGCUAAAGGAAAUGAAGACCCUAAAGGAAGCUAAAGGAAGCCAGUGCAGCCAAACAUAAACGGUUAAGUGCAAUGCACUUGCAGGACAGCUUACUCACUUACAUUAAGCCUAAGUACUUUGCUACUACAUCAGCGAAUUGAGAAUUCCAGCUGCUCCCCUGGAGUGCACUUGUAUGUUGUGUCAACAACAGUUUCCUCAGUCACAGUCAGCCUGCGGUUAGGCUGUUAACUGUGGCUUUACAACUUCAGAAAUAUAGCCUACAGAAUCUGUAAGACAGUGUUUUGGGUAUUUUUAAUUGUGAUUUACCAUAACAUUUAUUUAAUAAUUUAUAUACAAGGAAGAAAAAAGCUGAUAAUUUAUUUCAUUUCUACUGGAUUUCUUUUCCCAUUCUUAACGUUAAUUUCUUAAGAAUGCAGAAUAUUUCACAGUUCCACCGCUCUGUAUAAGGACUUAGCUGUAUGCCUAGUUAGUUUUUCAGCUAAUGGAAAAAACUGUAGCUUACAUACCGACCCAGAAUUUGCUUGUGACAGUGUUGU
Molecule: messenger RNA, 1204 nt
Organism: Struthio camelus australis
Lineage: Eukaryota; Metazoa; Chordata; Aves; Struthioniformes; Struthionidae
Product: interleukin-8
Biological process (GO): chemotaxis; immune response; defense response
Cellular component (GO): extracellular region
Molecular function (GO): chemokine activity
Source: RefSeq, a predicted model, not a curated record